Messenger RNA from Gossypium raimondii (Peruvian cotton), 1303 nucleotides. Its product is annotated as syntaxin-related protein KNOLLE. NCBI's taxonomy places the organism in Eukaryota, Viridiplantae, Streptophyta, Magnoliopsida, Malvales, Malvaceae. Gene Ontology annotation, biological process: exocytosis; intracellular protein transport; vesicle fusion. The coding region runs from base 207 to 1148 and encodes 313 amino acids. The transcript is spliced from 2 exons. The record is from RefSeq and is a predicted model, not a curated record. Gene Ontology annotation, cellular component: endomembrane system; SNARE complex; plasma membrane. Gene Ontology annotation, molecular function: SNAP receptor activity; SNARE binding.
UUUUAAGUGCUAUCUCUCAGCUAGCAAUCAAAUUCAAACACCCGAGAUCUCAGAUUCCCUUUCCAUUUUUCAUCUUCACUUUCUUCCUAAUUUUCUUUCCAAGCCAAACACCCAUUAAUCAAAUUCUUUCCUUUUUUAUCUUCCUCUCUUUGUCGGCUAAUUCCAGAGAUAGAGCAAGCAGCACUGCUACAUUCAAGAGAGCAGAGAUGAAUGAUCUGAUGACCAAAUCGUUUAUGAGCUAUGUAGACCUCAAGAAAGAGGCAAUGAAAGAUCUUGAAGCUGGACCUGACUAUGAUCUCGAAAUGUCUUCCAACGCAAGCACCAUGGACCAAAACCUUGGUCUAUUCCUUGAAGAAGCUGAGAAAAUUAAGCAAGAAAUGGCAGUAAUCCGUGAACUGUUAGGCAAGCUCCAAGAAUCAAAUGAAGAGAGCAAAUCACUUCACAAACAGGAGUCUUUAAAGGCCUUGCGGAACAAAAUCAACAAUGACAUUGUCACCGUGCAAAAGAAGGCAAGGACUAUCAAGGCACAGCUCGAAGAAAUGGACCGUGCCAAUGCAACUAACAAGCGCCUCUCAGGGUGCAAAGAAGGCACGUUAGAUUACAGGACUAGGAUUGCAGUAACCAAUGGGUUGCGCAAUAAGUUGAAGGAGCUGAUGAUGGAUUUCCAAGGUUUGAGGCAGAAGAUGAUGACCGAGUAUAAGGAAACAGUAGGGAGAAGGUAUUUUACAGUGACUGGCGAAAACCCCGAUGAGGAAAUCAUCGAGAAGAUAAUAUCAGAUGGGAAUGGAGGGGAGGGGUUCUUAACAAGGGCGAUACAAGAACAUGGUCGAGGGAAAGUGCUGGAGACGGUGGUUGAGAUUCAAGACAGGCAUGAUGCAGCGAAAGAGAUCGAGAAAAGUUUGCUGGAACUGCACCAGGUGUUUUUGGAUAUGGCGGUGAUGGUGGAGGCACAAGGUGAACAAAUGGAUGAUAUUGAGCAUCAUGUGAUGAAUGCAAGCCAUUAUGUGAAAGAUGGUUCCAAAGAGCUCAACACUGCAAAACAGUAUCAAAGGAGCAGCAGGAAGUGUAUGUGUAUUGGGAUUAUUCUUUUGUUGCUCAUUGUUCUAGUGAUUGUCAUCCCAAUUGCUACUAGCUUUUCCAGUUCUUGAUUGAGAUGUUCUUACAGAGGAUUUAAUGUCCAGUUAUUCCUUCUGCUUUAUUUUACUUUGAAAUUGUAUGAUCUGGAGUAUGCAUAUAGUCCUUAUGUUGGGACUCACAUCCUUAAAAUUCAUUGUGUAGUAAUAGUUUGGAUUCAUUCCUUAAA